AUGGAAACACAUAAUGUCACGAUAGUGAUGGAAUUCAUCCUGAUGGGCAUCACUGACCGUCCUGAGCUGCAAGCCCCAUUGUUUGGGCUGUUCCUCUUCAUCUAUCUGAUCUCAGCAGUAGCCAAUUUGGGCAUGAUCGUCCUCACCACUGUGGACCCCAGGCUGCAAACACCCAUGUACUUCUUCCUCAGACACCUGGCUAUUACAGAUCUGGGUUAUUCUACAGCUGUGGGACCAAAAAUGCUGGUAAAUUUUGUUGUGCCUUUAAACACAAUCUCCUUUACCCUCUGUGCUACACAGCUAGCUUUCUUCCUUGUGUUUAUAAUUAGUGAGCUUUUUAUUCUAUCUGCGAUGUCCUAUGACCGCUAUGUGGCCAUCUGUAAGCCACUGCUCUACACUGUCAUCAUGUCACAGAGGGUAUGUCAGGUGCUGGUGGCAAUCCCCUAUCUCUACUGUACUUUUGUGUCUCUUCUGGUCACCAUAAAAAUUUUCACUUUGUCCUUCUGUGGCUACAAUGUCAUCAGUCACUUCUACUGUGACAGUCUCCCCUUGCUAUCUUUGGUCUGCUCAAGCACUUACGAAAUUGAAAUGAUCAUUCUGAUCCUGGCUGCCUUUAAUUUGAUGUCCUCUCUCCUGGUCGUACUUGUGUCCUACCUGCUCAUCCUCAUAGCCAUUCUUAGGAUGAACUCUGCUGAGGGCAGGCGCAAGGCUUUUUCCACCUGUGGGUCCCACCUCACGGUGGUGACAGUCUUCUAUGGGACUUUGAUAUUUAUGUACGUGCAGCCCCAGUCCAGUCACUCCUUUGACACUGAUAAAGUGGCCUCCAUCUUUUAUACCCUGAUUAUCCCCAUGCUGAAUCCUUUGAUCUAUAGUUUGAGAAACAAAGAUGUAAAAUAUGCUCUGCAAAGGACAUGGGAAAAGAUAAGCAAAAUAUUGUCUUAA
Messenger RNA from Nannospalax galili (Upper Galilee mountains blind mole rat), 942 nucleotides. RefSeq names its product olfactory receptor 8K3-like. Gene Ontology annotation, cellular component: membrane. Gene Ontology annotation, molecular function: odorant binding; olfactory receptor activity; G protein-coupled receptor activity. NCBI's taxonomy places the organism in Eukaryota, Metazoa, Chordata, Mammalia, Rodentia, Spalacidae. Gene Ontology annotation, biological process: sensory perception of smell; G protein-coupled receptor signaling pathway. The coding region runs from base 1 to 942 and encodes 313 amino acids. The record is from RefSeq and is a predicted model, not a curated record. The transcript has a single exon.